CCCACCUGGUGCCAGUGGAGCCCAGACUCUAAAGCCUAGAGUACCGUAGCAAAGCUCCGAACCAGAGCACAAGAAGAAAGGAGGACAUGCGCCCUUGGUUACCAUCAUUCCUCGACCUCUGAGUUUGGGCUGGACGCUUCCGGCCUGCAUGAAUGAGAAAGGUAGAUGAGCGGACAACUUGUCUGCACAACGAUGGGUAGUCGCUAGUGAUCGCACUUGCGUUUACAAACGGCGAGCCAUGAUCCAGAGAAAGGGACGAAAGCGUCAGCUGGCGGGCUGUGAGGUUGACGAAGAUGUGCCACUAGUUCUCCUAGCCAAGAGGGUGCAGCCCAUCAAAAUAGGUGACGGUGCAAAGAGACGACCCCAAGCAAGGGAGAACGACAUUCCUCUUCUGCCAACGAAGAUGGCCAAGAGAGUCUUGGGUAAAAGAGAUCCUCAGGAUGGAGAAACUCGAGAGGAGCGCGCCAGAAAGCGGAAAGCAGUGGAUAUGUCCAAACAAGGCCAGAAGCCCAAAGCUAGAGUGGUUUUAAAGAAAGAGGCGGGCUGUGUUAACCCAGAGAAGCAGAAGGGCAAAACGGAUGCUGCUUGCUUGCUUGCGCCUGCUUCGGCCGGUUGUGACGCCCAGGGACUGGGGACGGCGCAAUGUCAGCAGUUUCAGCUGCCGGCAAACUCGUCCUUUGCAUCAAGUGGAGCGGGCGGCCUGGAGAAGAUGGAGGUAGAUGGGGCGACAAGCCCAGUGAAACGAGCUUUGAGGGGGGCAGGUGGAAUUUGCCCCGACGUCCUCAGAUCUGCUUCAGAGUGCGGGCUGGAGUGUUCCGCUGAGGACUGCAAAGAGCAGCCUGUUCUCCUUCCCGCUGCCACUAGCGCUGACCUCAGCGAUGCACCCCUGGGGCCAAGCGGCCACUUGUCAUCCUUUCUCCGCGACUCGUUUGAACUGUCGAGCUGCCCCCUGCAGCAGGACAGUUUGAGAGGCGCUGAGUUGCCAAACCCUAACCUGGGGUUAGGAGCAGGGUUAGGGGUAGGGGUAGGGGUCCCCUCAGCAGAGAGGAUCACCACCCCGGAUCCAGGAAGUGUCGGAGACCGCAGCCCCUCGCCAAGCUCCCCUUCUUUGGCACCAUUUGUAGACGCGCCUCACAUGGCACCAAUCACAGAAACGCCCAGAAGGAAAAGUGCAGCAUCAAAACCGCCCCUAGAAAGCAAUGCUGUGGGGGGGAAGCUUCCGGAAGCGCCAGGUGUCGCCCCGCCAAGCAAUGCUGUGAGCCGGAGGCACAUGCCUGAGGGCGCCGCGUUCCCCCUGGAAAAGUUCCAGGCAGAGGAACUAGUAUGGGCGCGUACGGGCACGCGGUAUGACCCGUUUUGGCCGGCCAAGGUGGUGGAGAUGGCGGAUGUGCCCGAGGCCGUGCGGCGCUCGUUUGUACCUGACGCGCUGUGUGUGGAGUACUUUGGGCCGUCGUCGUCCAAAAAGUGGGAUAAGGAUUACUCGUGGGUAAAACGAGGCAACAUAUUUCCCUUCCUCGACUUUGCAACAUGGUUCUGCGGGCAGGAUCUGAAGAAGCGCGCCAAAGACUUCCGCGCCGCCGUUACGGCGGCGAUGCUUUCCACCUCGCGCCUCGACGGCCACCUCGACCCGGUGCCUCCUGAACUUCGCUCUAGUUCCUCCUCAACCACAGAACCAAACUCCGCCCAACUCACAGCCCUAGCGAUUGGUGCUACUAGUGCUGAGACAUCGGCGGCAGGGGGCAGUAAGGAGUGCAUCAGUUGUGGAGGUCUGGUGAAGAGAAAGGGGAAGCGAAAAGAGGGCCUCGACGAAGGGCAUGCGGUUGACCUGGAGAAAGUCUGUGAGGCGUGCUACAAGCUCUUCGAGAACAAGCAGUACUGCUGGGUAUGCAAGCAGAUAUGGCUGCCGAACCAGACGGACGGCUGGGUGGGAUGUGACAACAGCGAGUGCGGCUUCUGGAUUCACGCGGACUGCGAUGGCAUCAGCUCAGAUCGACUUAAGGCGAUGGAGGCAGAGGAUGCGGAGUACAGCUGUCCGCGCUGCCGAGCCAACCAGGAGACCGCGAAAGUGAGCUUGCCAGCAGCGCUGGCGGUGGAGUGCGACGGGAACGAGGGCGACUAUCUUCCUGCGGAGCACAUGAUCCGGUGCCGCUGCGAAGUGUGUCUCGGCCGGAAAAAGGUGGAUCCGUCCGCCUUUGAGCGGCACUCCAAGUGUCAAGAGGCCAACUGGAGAGAGAGCAUACGGGUGUCAAGGAUCAAAACCAGCCUCAGCGGAUGGCUGGACAUGAUGGAGGGCUUCAAGGCGGAGGGUCUGGCGUACACCGCAAAGCGGACGCAGGCGGCAAAGGCACACGACGCGCUGGCAAGCGUCCAGAAGCGUCUGGACGUUCCGUACACUCCGAUCCACGUAAAGUGGUCGGGGGAGCGCUGCGGGGUUUGUCACUCGGAAGAAGACUUCGAGGACGACGAACUCAUCACCUGCGACAGGUGUCACGUGACCGUUCACGAACUGUGCUACGGCGUCCGGCGAUCUGCUGCCGCGGAGAAGCACUCGGGGCAGCACGGAACCGGCACGCAGUCCCCGGGAAACGCUCACCCCGACAGUAGAAUCGGUAGCCCGGGGAAGCGGCCCAAGGUGUGGGUGUGCAGGGCGUGCGAGGACCCGCUUCUAAAGCCGCACUGCUGCCUGUGCCCCGUCAGAGGGGGCGCGUUGAAGCCCACUUCCAUCGAGGGGCGGUGGGCCCACGUGGCAUGCGCUCAGUGGGUGACGGAGACACAGCUGGCAGAUCCUGCGGGGGCGAUGGAACCAGUAGAGGGCAUCGAACGGAUCCCCAAGGCGCGCUGGGACCUGGUGUGCAAAAUCUGCAAGCAGCAGUGCGGCGCGCCGAUCCAGUGCCAGCAGGCGCGCUGUGUGCGCGCGUACCACGUGAUGUGCGCGCGCCUCGACGGCCUCUUCAUGGAGAUGGUCGCCCGCAAGGACGGCAUGGAGACGCGCAGCUACUGCCGAGUGCACAAAGCCGUAAAGGCGGAGAACGCGUGCGUCUCCUCCUCGCUAGACGCCGAACUCCUCAAGCGGGGGGUCGUGCCGUCGCGAGCGAAGCCAAGGGCUGCUAAGCGAACGCCAGUUGUGGGAGAGACUAGAAAAGAGGUGACUCCGUCGGGGGGAGGGUCUGCGGCCCGGUGUCGGCCAUACGUGCCGAAAAGCGAGCGACCGCAGGUGUUCGUGCGGCGGCGGCCGAUCCCCCAGCUGUAUGAGGGCGUGGUGCGCCAUGCGCGGCCGCAGUUAGAGUUUCUGCAGCAGCAGUGCGCCGUGCACACGCGCGCCGGCGACGACUGGGUCGCAAGGAGGCAGUCAGCCGCGCCAGAGGGCCUGUCGGUCUCUGGAAUGAUUGAGCACAUGCAGGCGACCGAGAAGUCGCGGCUGUCGUUCGGCAAGUCGGGCAUCCACGGAUGGGGCCUCAUCGCGCGGAAGACGAUUCUGGAGGGCGAUUACGUGGUCGAUUACCGGGGCACGCUGGUGCGGCCCAGCGUGGCCAACCUGCGGGAGAAGUACUACCGCCGAAUCGGCAAGGACUGCUACCUCUUCAAGGUCGACGACCAGCACGUGGUGGACGCCACCGAGACGGGCAACCUUGGCCGGCUCAUUAACCACUCGUGCGGCCCCAACUGUUACUCUCAAAUUACGCGCGUCGACGGGAUCACGCGGAUCAUCCUGCGGGCAAAGAGAGACGUCCAAGCGGGCGAAGAGCUGACGUAUGAUUACAGGUUUGCACAAGAGGAGGACAAAGACAGGGUGCCCUGUCAUUGUGGAGCGGCUAACUGCAGAAAGUUCAUGAAUUGAAAUUGAAAGAUCGAUGUUCUGGUGUUGAAACCGUGACAUACAAUGCAGAAUGCUUCGAAAACUAGAUGUUUCCUCAAGAAUCUGAUCUCUUGUCCCUUCGAUGUGUCAGCUAUUGGUGUAGAUUGUAAUCAGAGUCCGACCGCAUGGACGGAAGGACAUAGUCCCACAG
Molecule: messenger RNA, 4007 nt
Organism: Klebsormidium nitens
Lineage: Eukaryota; Viridiplantae; Streptophyta; Klebsormidiophyceae; Klebsormidiales; Klebsormidiaceae
Source: the annotation of a GenBank genome assembly